This is a messenger RNA of Vombatus ursinus (common wombat), 564 nucleotides long. RefSeq names its product antioxidant 1 copper chaperone (gene ATOX1). The coding region runs from base 106 to 312 and encodes 68 amino acids. Gene Ontology annotation, molecular function: metal ion binding; copper chaperone activity. Gene Ontology annotation, biological process: copper ion transport. The record is from RefSeq and is a predicted model, not a curated record. NCBI's taxonomy places the organism in Eukaryota, Metazoa, Chordata, Mammalia, Diprotodontia, Vombatidae. The transcript is spliced from 4 exons. Gene Ontology annotation, cellular component: cytosol.
AAGCGCCCAGCACUCCACAGUCCCCGCCUCGGGAGCCUGCACUCUCCAUCCUUCAGUCCCCAGUCCGCAGUCCCCAGCCUGCAGCCUCUCGCAGCCGCAGCCGUCAUGCCGAAACAUGAGUUCUCUGUGGACAUGACCUGCGAGGGCUGUUCUAAUGCAGUCACCCGAGUCCUCAACAAGCUGGGUGGGGUCCAGUUUGACAUCGACCUGCCCAACAAGAAAGUGUGCAUCGAUUCAGAGCAUAGUGUGGAAACACUGCUGGAGACACUGAAGAAAACGGGAAAGGCCACCACCUACCUUGGGACCAAGUAGCAGGAAGCUCCACCCUCUGGCCAGCAGGAUGAGCCAAUGGGGGCAGGAGCCCGAAUGACAGGCUCCCCAGGAUCCAUCCGCUCCCAUUCUGGCCAGAUAUGGGAAGGAGGGGAGACCUGGGAGUGGAAAGGAAAGAGAGGAAAGAGCGCAUCAAUGACUGGGAGCCCGCAGUGUUCCGGGAGAGCCCUUCGGCUCACCAUCCCUCUUUCUUUGCCACCCUCUAAUAAAAUGGAGCUGGUUUUUGCUGGAAAA